Molecule: messenger RNA, 2631 nt
Organism: Varanus komodoensis (Komodo dragon)
Lineage: Eukaryota; Metazoa; Chordata; Lepidosauria; Squamata; Varanidae
Product: E3 SUMO-protein ligase ZBED1-like
Exons: 5
Coding region: 1-2418 (805 amino acids)
Molecular function (GO): protein dimerization activity; DNA binding
Source: RefSeq, a predicted model, not a curated record
AUGCCUCCCCGCGGUUUACAGGGCGACCUCAUUAUCCGCCUGGGGGGGCGGGCCGGGAAUGAGGAGCGGUCUUUCGCGUUGGGCUGGGUCGGGGGCAAGAGGCUGCUGCUGGCGGAACGGGAUGGUGGAUCAGCGUUGAUUCGUUGGUGUCGCAGACAUAUGAAGUUUUUUAGAUACACUGUGCGGGACAACGGCUCCUAUUUCUUUGUUGAUGCAUCUGAUGAUUCCAAGUCCAACUGGAUGAGAUACGUGGCAUGUGCUUCUACCGAGGAUGAACAGAACCUGACAGUUUUCCAGUACAGGGGUUAUAUCUACUACCGGGUCUGCCAGGCCAUACCUGCUGACACAGAGCUCUUUGUGUGGAUAGGAGAGGAGUAUGCCCGCACCCUGGGACUGCGCUUGGGUGAGCAUUUUAAAUACGAAUUUGGUGAAAAGGAACUGCUGAUGAAACUCUUCCAGGAACUGCACCUCAAGACCCCCCCAUCACCUCCGGCCCCCCAUGCCCCAUCCUCACGUACUCAGUACCUGUGCGGAGAUGCCACUGCCUCAUCUCUCCUGCCCCUCCACAAGCCAGGCCUUCCCCCACCAGGUGGGAGCACUUUUUCCCAGCUGGAAGGGACACAGAACUUGGUUGGGUUGGGACGGGCCCAGAGCCGGUACUGGACCUUCUUUGGGUUCCAAGGGGAUGCCUAUGGCCGCAUCCUGGACAAGAGCAAGAUCAUCUGCAAGCUGUGCGGGGUGCGGCUGAGCUACAGUGGCAACACCACCAACCUGCGGCAGCACCUCAUCUACAAGCACCGUUGCGAGUACAACCAGCUGGUGGGGGCACAGGCCACCGCACUCGACAAAGGGGUGCCGGGGGCAGGAGAAUGCAGAGUUUCUCGAGCUCCUGCUCCCGGCCGGACCACGCGGGCCGUGGCAGACUUCAUCGUACUGGACCUGAUGCCGGUGGAGGUGGUGGAAGGGGAUGGCUUCGGGCAGAUGCUGGGUGUCCUGGAUCCCAGCUACAAGCCCCCAGACGCCACCUCCCUGGCCCAUACAGUGCUGAAGGACAUGUACAGCCAGGUCAAGGGGAAGAUCUGGGAGCUGGUCCGGGCCCUGCCCCAGUGCUCCCUCAGCCUGGACAUCUGGCGCCACAGCAGCGCCCUCACCUACCUCACACUCGCUGUGCACUAUGUGGACGACUGCUUUGAAGCCCAGGCCCGGGUCCUCUCGAGCCGGCCCAUUCCUGAGGAGCCGGGUGCGGAGAGCCUGGCAGAAGCACUUGCCGAGGCAGCUGAGGCCUGGGGGGUGCGUGAGAGUGCCUCUUACACUGUGGGGGGGCUGGGCCCCGCUGCGCAGCAAGCUGCAGCAGCCCUGGGCUGGACAUCCCUCCCUUGCAUUGGGCAGGCCUUGCGGGCUGCCAUGGAGGCCGUCCUAAGCCAGCCAGCAGCCCAGAGUGCCUUGGAACGGCUCCGCCGCAUGGCCUCUUGGGCACUAGCUGGGGCAGGCCGCAGUGAGAAACUGUGGGCCCAAGAGCCUCUCCUUCAGGCUCACCUGAACCGCUUCCUGCAAGACGGGGGCAAGUGGCACAGUGUCUACGCAGUCCUGCAGGGCCUGCUGGAACACAGCGAGCCUCUGGCUGGACUCGGCCCUGAUGGGGAAGCAACGCUGCAUCCCCAGGAUUGGGCUGCCCUCCAAGACACAGUCAAGGUCCUCAAGCCCAUGGCCAUUGCUACCUCAACCUUUACCAAAGAUCCUUUUCCCAGUCUCUCCCUUGUGAAGCCCGUGCUGACCAGUCUCCUUUACAAGCAUUUGGUGGCCAGUGACUGGGACUCGGCGCUGGCCCUUGAGGCCAAAGCAGCAGCGCGGAAGGAGCUGAAUCGGCACUUCUCCAGCCCAGAAGUCAAUCAGGCCCUGAACCUGGCCUGUGCCCUGGACCCCCGCUUCCGUGGCCUGGAUUUCCUGAGCCACGCCGACCGGGUGGAGACCUUGCACUUGCUCAAGACGGAGGCAUCCCGCCUCGCCGAGACUCCAGCGUUGACUGCUGGCCUUCCCGACGUGGCCUCACCACCUGCCAAGCUGCCCAAGCAAGACGCCGGCAUCGAGUUCCUCCUGGGUGACCUGUGUGGCUUGCACGGGGCCCCGGGAGCAAGUUCCACUCACCAGCAGGCAGAGCAAGAGACAGCCAGCUUCCAAACCAGCAAGGCUUCUGCCCUGGCCCAGGAGCCUCUGCAGUGGUGGAAGACCCACCACACCCAGUACCCACUGCUGGCCCGGGCUGCCCGCCAGCUGCUUGGAGUGCCAGCCACCUCUGUGCCUGCCAGCUGGCUCUUCGGCAGCACCGGCGACGCCAUCCACACGAAGCGCCAGGCCCUGACGCCGGAGCAUGUUGACGUGCUGGUGUUCCUCCACGGCAACCGUGCCAUGCUGCACUAGGAGCUAUGAAGGGGGGCACUUGGGGGGCAGGCAGCAGAUCCUACUCCUCCCCCACCUCAAGGGACUGGAAGAAAGGUGGAAGCGCAGGGCCAAAGACUCUUCCUACUGUUGAGGCGUGGUCUGGGUGUGGGUAUGUGGGGAUUUGGUUCAGUUGCGGUGGUUUUGUUUUGGCAGAGAGGUGGCUAAACAGAAGCAGAGCAAACCAUUUUUUGA